AUGUGGAUUAGCUCAGCUCCAGACUUGUGGAAUGAUUUAAAACGUCGUUACUCACAGGGAGAUGUCUUUCGAGUUGGUGCGUUAAAAGAAGAAUUUUAUGCACUCAAACAAGGUGAUCUUACUGUUACCUCUUACUUUGCUAUGUUGAAAGCUAUUUGGGAAGAAUUAGAAAAUUUACGUGCUAUUCCUAGUUGUGUUGCUUGUGUUAAUGGAUGUUCAUGUGGAUUACGAAUUGUUCGAGACUAUGCUUCUGAGGAAUAUGUUGUCAAAUUCUUAAAAGGAUUGAAUGAACAAUAUUCAAAUGUUAAAUCACAAAUCAUGCUAAUGAAGCCGUUACCUGAAAUCAACACAGUACUAUCUAUGUUAACCCAACAAGAGCAAGAAUUGAAUUGUGACCCGUCAAAUAGCAACAUAGUGACUAACUCUUUAGAGGUGCAAACCUCAACUGGAGGCGGUUCAUUUUCUGGAAGAGGCAGAGGCCGUGGACGAAAUUCAGGCAGAGGAGGAAAUCAAAAAUCUUAUAGUCGAGGCUACACUUCAAAGUUUUGUAGCUACUGUAAUCGAAUUGGUCAUUUAGCAGAGACAUGCUAUAAGAAAAAUGGCUUUCCUACUCACCAAAAGCAGCGAGUAGCCAAUCAACUUAGCACUGACGAGAUAGUUGAGAAUUCUAGUGCUGAGAUUGCUGAUUCUAACCAGGAUAAAAAGAGCGAUGAUACAGUACUUGUGUUGACUCCAGAUCAGAAGGAAACCUUACUAGCACUCCUUCAACAACCACGCAUGCCAACUUCAAAUAGUGUAAACCACAUUACUUCUUCUGCCACCCUUACUCAACCAAAAGGUAGGCAUUGCUUGAGUGUAUCAUCAAAUUUUACUAAAACUUCUUGGAUACUUGACAGUGGAGCUACUGAUCAUGCAUCCUAUAUUCAAGAGUCUUUCAAAACUUUUCAUUAUAUGAGACCAGUUUUGGUAAAUCUACCUGAUGGUUCUACCACUACAACAAACAUUUGUGGUACUCCCAUCAUUGAAGAUGAUUGGGCAAGCUAA
Messenger RNA from Arachis ipaensis, 1044 nucleotides. Lineage: Eukaryota; Viridiplantae; Streptophyta; Magnoliopsida; Fabales; Fabaceae. The record is from RefSeq and is a predicted model, not a curated record.